UGUGUUUUGCUAGUCAAUGGUGGGGUUAGGUGGGCGUGUGCGCGGUUGGGCGUUCGGUUGCUGAGCAGCGCACGCAGGCGGGGGGAGGGGCGUGGGCUGGCUGGCGGCCGCGGAGCGAGGCUAGUGAGGGGCGGGCUGGCGCGGGGGGCGGCUGUGGCGGGGGGAGGGGGCUCUCGAGGGAUAUGAGCGGCGUGUGAGUCCCUUCGUGCCCCUCACUGCCACCCUCGCGCGCUGCGUCCCUGCGCCCGGCUGAGGCUCCCCUCGGCCUCCCCGGCCGGGCCCCACGUUAUGUCGUGAUCCCGGGCGGGCGGCGCUGCUGCGGCUGCUCAUGGGGCUGCUCAGGAUUAUGCUGCCGCCCAAGUUGCAGCUGCUGGCGGUGCUGACGUUCGGGGUGGCCGUGCUCUUCCUGGAGAACCAGAUCCAGAAGCUGGAGGAGUCCCGCGGCAAGCUCGAAAGAGCUAUUGCAAGACAUGAAGUCAGAGAAAUAGAACAACGUCAUACAAUAGAUGGUCCCCGACAAGAUGCAACUCCGGAUGAAGAUGAUGAUGGGGUGAUAAUUUACAACAGAGUACCUAAAACUGCAAGCACAUCUUUCACAAAUAUUGCCUAUGACCUUUGUUCAAAGAACAAAUAUCAUGUUCUGCAUAUUAAUACAACCAAAAAUAAUCCUGUUAUGUCACUGCAAGAUCAGGUGCGAUUUGUGAAGAAUGUAACUUCCUGGAAGGAAAUGAAACCAGGAUUUUAUCAUGGACAUAUAUCUUACUUGGAUUUUGCAAAAUUUGGUGUUAAAAAGAAACCAAUUUACAUUAAUGUAAUAAGAGAUCCUAUAGAACGACUAGUUUCUUAUUAUUACUUUUUACGGUUUGGAGAUGAUUACAGACCAGGGCUACGAAGGCGAAAACAGGGGGAUAAAAAGACCUUUGAUGAAUGUGUAGCAGCUGGAGGCUCAGACUGUGCUCCAGAGAAACUUUGGCUUCAAAUUCCAUUCUUCUGUGGCCACAGCUCAGAAUGCUGGAAUGUGGGGAGCAGAUGGGCUUUGGAACAAGCCAAGUACAACCUGAUUAAUGAAUACUUCCUAGUGGGAGUCACUGAAGAGCUUGAAGACUUUAUUAUGUUAUUGGAGGCAACUUUACCCCGAUUCUUUAGGGGUGCUACAGAACUGUACCGGACAGGAAAAAAGUCUCAUCUUAGGAAAACAACAGAGAAAAAGCUCCCAACAAAAGAAACCAUUGCCAAGCUGCAGCAAUCGGAAAUUUGGAAAAUGGAGAAUGAGUUCUAUGAAUUUGCACUGGAGCAAUUUCAGUUUGUCAGAGCGCAUGCAGUUCGGGAAAAAGAUGGAGAAUUGUAUAUUCUGGCGCAAAACUUUUUCUAUGAAAAGAUUUACCCUAAGUCGAACUAAGAAAAAUGUUUACUGUUAGAUUAAUGGACUAAACCUUUGGUCACUUUGACAUCUUAGUUCUCAGCCCUGGAAAAUAGAUUGCUGGUAGACCUCUGAGGUACUUCUCUCUAGAGCUGAGGAAAGUGGGCUGUGGAUCACACCAAAGGUGUUGGAUACUUGACUUAAGCUUCAGUUCUUUUAUCUAACUAAUAGUUUCAGUGGGAGUUACUACCCUUUCCCUGAAGAAACCUACAUUUUCCUUUACAGAUAUUAACCACACAGAGGUUCUGGUUGAAAAUAUAAACAAAAAAUGCUUCUAUUUAUGCUGUUGUUGAUUCUCAGAGCAAUUUAUUUUCAUUUAAACUUCUGCAAACAAGAACUCAUUUGUUUUCUCAGUUCCUACAUGGAGAUUUUGGUUGUAUACAAUUAUGAAUAGUGUUAAUAACUGGUUGACAUCUGUGCUUUGUUUUUGUGAGUCAUGUUACAUGAUAUUCAUUGGAAUGGUUAAUCGUGUUCUGCUAAGAAAUGCUGCUGCUGGAUUUGCCCAUAUAUAUAAAUGUGGUUUUAUUAAAAAUAAAAGUUAUAACUAAUCAUUAGUGUUU
Messenger RNA from Dermochelys coriacea (leatherback sea turtle), 1980 nucleotides. RefSeq names its product heparan sulfate 2-O-sulfotransferase 1 (gene HS2ST1). Gene Ontology annotation, molecular function: heparan sulfate 2-sulfotransferase activity. Bases 329 to 1399 code for a protein of 356 amino acids. NCBI's taxonomy places the organism in Eukaryota, Metazoa, Chordata, Testudines, Dermochelyidae. The transcript is spliced from 7 exons. Gene Ontology annotation, cellular component: membrane. The record is from RefSeq and is a predicted model, not a curated record.